This is a messenger RNA of Gadus chalcogrammus (walleye pollock), 1961 nucleotides long. Its product is annotated as stromal membrane-associated protein 1-like. Gene Ontology annotation, molecular function: GTPase activator activity; metal ion binding. The transcript has 11 exons. Gene Ontology annotation, biological process: regulation of clathrin-dependent endocytosis. Bases 166 to 1476 code for a protein of 436 amino acids. NCBI's taxonomy places the organism in Eukaryota, Metazoa, Chordata, Actinopteri, Gadiformes, Gadidae. The record is from RefSeq and is a predicted model, not a curated record.
UAUUGCCUUUCUAGCUAACCGACUAGCAGCGGUCCAGGUGUAUGAAGCUCACACAGUGAUGUCCCUCCCUCUCAAUACAUGUUGAUUUCAGAAACUUAACACGGAAUAGGCUCUGGGUUUCUUUUAGCGGUCACACCACAAGCAGGACGACAUCAAUUUGGCAAGAUGACGACGCGGUCGGAGAGAGAGAAAGCUCUGAAACUGAACGAGCAGCACCAGGUCAUCCUGUCUAAAAUGCUCAGGGAAGAGGAAAACAAGUAUUGCUGUGACUGCGAGGCGAAAGGUCCGCGGUGGGCGUCAUGGAACCUGGGGGUGUUCAUGUGCAUCCGCUGCGCCGGGAUCCAUCGCAACCUGGGGGUCCACAUCGCCAGGGUCAAGUCUGUGAAUCUGGACCAGUGGACCCCGGAACAGAUCCAGAGCAUGGUGGACAUCGGGAACAGACGGGCCCGCCUGAUGUACGAGGCCCACCUCCCAGAGAGCUUCAGACGGCCCCAGACGGACCAAGCCAUGGAGGUCUUCAUCCGGGACAAGUACGAGAGGAAGAAGUACUACGACAAGGACGCGGUCACCACGCCACCGCAGAAGUCAUCAGAGGUGUCACCUCCCACCACCGUCUCUCAGAGCACUGACAAGAACAGACAGGAGGAGAAGAGGAGGGAGGAGAAGAGGCGGGAUAAGGACUGUGAUAGAGCCGAAAGGCCCAACGGCUCAAAGAAGAGGGUGGAGCUGCAGUCUGAGUCGCGGGCCAGCCCUAAGAAGAGAGCCGAGCCGUCUGUCGACCUGUUGGGUCUAGAUGCACCUGAGAAUUCCGCUGGAUCGGGAACUGGUGGUGGUGUGAGUGCUACUGGUGGCAGUGUACCAAUCAGCGAUGACCUGGACAUCUUUGGACCAAUGGUGUCCAACCCCCUGCCCUCUUCUGGCACCGCACACUCCAAUCAGGCUGGCUCUGUUCAGGCAGAUGCUGCCAAUUCUUCAUCCACCACCAACACCACCACCACCGCCAAAGCCGAAGAAAAGAAGACUUUGUCUAAGGACUCCAUCUUGUCUCUGUACGCCACCAGCUCAAUGGCCGGAGCGACACAGAGCCAGCAUCAGCCUGCUGCGGGGCAAGGCAUGUUCAUGGGCCAGCCCCAGAUGCAGUACGCCGCCCAGGGCUACAACGGGGGGAUGGGCGGGGGCGCGGGCAUGAUGCCCGGCAUGGCGGUGCCCAACGGGGGCUACAUGGCCAUGGGUCAGGGCAUGCUGCCCCCAGGAGUGCCGCAGGGUCAGGGCAUGUACGCCAUGCCCCAGCAGCAAGCACAGUGGAACAUGAACCAGAUGACUCAGCAGAUGUCGGCCAUGGCGGCAGGCGGAGGGGCCGGAGCUGGGGGCGCGGCGAUGGGGGCCCCAGGGGCCUUCGGCCAGCCGGCCCCCAUGACGGGCUGGUCGGCCCCCCCGCCCUCUGGCCAGACCCUCAGCACCCAGCUGUGGAAGUGAAGCGUGGCCCCGGGAGUGUUGGCGGGCUGGGGGGGUGAAGCAGCCCACCCAUCUCAUACUGCCCUUGUCUCUCUCUCUCUCCACACGCACACAGACACAUGCACAGAAACAUAAUCAUAGACAUACACAGACGCAAACGUAUUCAUACGCACACACACAGAUAUUGGUACACGUACAAAGACACACGCAUAUUGAUACACAGACACACACACACACAGAUAUUCAUACAAACACGCAGAGAGAUAUUUAUACACACACACACGCAUUCAUAUACACAAUAAGCAUAAUGAAAAGAACGCACAAGAGGCGCUGUCUAGCGGUCUCACCCCUUCUUCUUCUUCUCCUCCUCCUCAUCCUCCAUUCCGAGCCCUCCCUCCAGCAGUCACGGGCUCUCCCUGUUAGAGACCAAACAGCAGCUCUCCUCUCCUGCUGUACUCAAUACGAACUUUGACCUUUCCUGGCCGUGUUUCUUUUUCAAAGUUGUG